Molecule: messenger RNA, 4131 nt
Organism: Zea mays
Lineage: Eukaryota; Viridiplantae; Streptophyta; Magnoliopsida; Poales; Poaceae
Product: transportin MOS14
Exons: 21
Coding region: 502-3540 (1012 amino acids)
Biological process (GO): protein import into nucleus
Cellular component (GO): cytoplasm
Source: RefSeq, a predicted model, not a curated record
AUUAAUUGUAUUAUAGAAGUUGAGGUCUAUGUGCAGGCCAAACACUCUUAAAUUCCGCUUAAUUAAUCUAUUGAGGCUGUUUCGUGGUGAAGCUGAAAAACUGAAACUGCAAUUUUUGAAGUGAAACCCUCCCGAACAAGACCUAACCGAGACUAAGAAGAUGUUUGAUUUAUAAGACUAAUUUUAGUCUACUUAUUUUAUUCUAUUUUAGUCUUUAAAUUGUUAAAUACGAAAACUAAAAUUUUCAGUUUCGGUAUCUAACAAUUUAGAAACUAAAAUAAAAUAAAAUAAAAGUAUUAAAAAUAAGUCACUACAAACCAAACAUCCUUAAAAAUAUUACUCCUCUAACCGAACGGGGCUGAAAAAAAAAAAUUCUAACAUUCCGCCACUCGUCCGUGCGCGACUGCGUGCCACUCGGCCCAAUCCCCUCCGUCCGGCCGUCCCCUGCCUCCCUCCCGGCCGCUUCCAAAUCCACCCGCCAUCCGUUCCGCCGUCGCCGCGAUGGACGCCGCGGAGGCCUCGGAGGUGCAGGCGCGGCUGGCCGCGGCCGUGCACGCGCUCAACCACGACGCGCGUCCCGAGGCGCGCCUCGCCGCUAACCAAUGGCUCCUCGCGCUGCAGCGGUCCCCGCAGGCGUGGGCAGUCGCCACCUCCCUCCUGGCCACCCCAGACCCGCUCCCGCCCGCCGAUCUCCUCUUCUUCGCCGCGCAGAUGCUCCGCCGGAAGAUCCAGUCUCCGGGCCCCGCGCUCCUCGGGCUCGGCCUGGCGUCGCAGCUCCUCGAUGCGCUGCUCCUGGCCGCGCGGCGGUUCUGCGCCGCCCCGGCACCGCGCCAGCUGCUCACGCAGAUCUGCCUGGCGCUCGCCGCGUUGGCGCUCCGCGCCGAGGGCGGCGUCGACGGCCUCUUCGCGCGUAUGCCGCACCUGCCGCCCCCCGCCGUGCUGGAGCUGCUCACCGUGCUCCCCGAGGAGGCUGCGCAGGACCAGGGCGGCGACACGGGGGUUGACGCCGCCGCGCGGUGCCGGUUUACGCGCGAGCUGCUCGCGCACGCGCCAUCGGUGCUUGAGUUCCUCCACCGGCAAUCCGAGAAGGCACCCGCCGAUGACGACGGGGUUCCCCUCGACGAGCGCAACCGCAGAAUCCUCCGGUGCCUACUGAGCUGGGUCCGCGUGAGGUGCUUCUCAGAGACGCCGGCAGCCUCGCUUGCCAGGCACCCACUUCUCACUUUUGCGUUCAACUCGCUGCAGGUGUCCUUCUCGUUUGAGGUGGCCAUAGAGGUUAUGACUGAGCUUGUCAGCCAGCACCAAGAAUUACCUGAGGCCUUUCUGAGUAAGACACCUUAUAUAAGGGAGGCUCUUCUUCUACCAGCUUUAGCCAACAGAAAUGAGAAAAUUAUUGCUGGUCUUGCCUGUUUGAUGUGUGAAGUUGGCCAGGCGGCACCUGCUUUGGUUGCAGAAGGGGGUAGCCAAGCACUUGCUCUCACCGAUGGACUUUUGAGAUGUGUAGCUUUUACCAGUGAAGAUUGGGAAAUUGCAGAGUCAACCCUGCAAUUUUGGUGUAGUUUGGCACAUUUCAUUCUUGGUAUUGAUGUGAAGUCAGCCAAAAGAAAUGUGGUACAAGAGUUGUUUGUGCCUGUGUUUUCUUCGCUGCUGGAUGCUCUUUUAUUUCGUGCUCAGAUGGACACUGAUGAGCAUGGUUCUGAUGGAGCACCUUGUAUACCUGAGAGACUAACACAGUUCAGGAUGAAUUUGGAGGAGCUCCUCGUUGAUAUUUGUUUGCUUCUGGGUGCCCCUGCAUAUAUAAACAGGCUCUUUUCUGGUGGAUGGGACUUUUCAAGCCAAACAAUUCCUUGGAAGGAGGUAGAAGUUAGAAUGUAUGCACUCAGCAUGGUUGCUGACACGAUUUUACAAGAUGAAGGCUCCUUUGAUUUUUCAAUCAUAAUGCAUUUUGUGAACAUUUUGUCCAGUAGAACACCUGUUGAACUGAAUGGAAAUUUGUUUUUGGUGUAUAAAUCGUUCGGUGAUGUCGUUGGCUCGUACUCAAAGUGGUUAUCGUCUUCUCAAUGUAACAUUAAGCCCUUACUCCUAUUUUGCGCGUCAGGAAUUUCAAAAUCCGUAUCAUCAAAUGCUUGCUCCUUAGCAUUGCGCAAACUUUGUGAGGAUGCUCCUUCAUUCAUCCAUGAACCACAGAACCUUGAAAUUCUUUUCUGGAUUGGUGAGGGCAUGAAUAAAGGGAACCUGCAGCUAGAGGAUGAGGAAGAGAUAAUUAGUGCAAUCACACAUGCUUUAAGUUCUAUAAGUGAAAAAGAGUUGAAGAAAAGUUCACUGGCCAGGUUACUUUGUUCCAGUUACUCUGCAGUGGAAAAGAUUAUUGACAUUGAUAGAGAUCAAUUGCUAAGGCAAAAUCCAGCUGCUUAUACGCAAUCAUUGGAUCUUGCUGUCCGUGGUCUCUACAGGAUGAGUGCUUUGUUUCAUCAUUUGGCAACAUCAGUCACAUCUGGUCUGGUCGAUGAUGAUAUAAUUAUAGUUCUUCUUGGAAUAUUCUGGCCACUUCUUGAAAGUCUUUUCCGAUCAUCUCAUAUGGAGAAUGUGCAUUUAUCUGCAGCUAUAUGCCGUUCUCUUUCUUCUGCUAUACAUUCUUGCGGACACCACUUUCAUAUUUUAUUACCUAAAGUUAUGGAGUGCUUAUCUGCAAAUUUCUUGCUAUUUCAAAGGCACGACUGCUUCUUGAGGACAGCUGCCAAUGUUAUUGAAGAGUUUGGCCACAAAGAAGAAUAUGGGGCUUUAUGUGUUAGGACUUUUGAAAUUCUUAGCUCUGCAUCUUCAAUAUCAGCUCUGAAUUCUUCUUAUACCUGUGAUCAAGAACCUGACCUAGUUGAAGCAUAUACCUACUUUACAUCUAUGUUUAUUCGCUGCUGUCCAAAGGAAGCCAUUGUGGCAUCUAGCUCCCUGAUUGAGUUAUCAUUUCAAAAGGCAGCUAUAUGCUCUACAGCAAUGCACCGAGGAGCUGCACUUGCAGCAAUGUCAUAUAUGUCGUGUUUUCUUGAGACUGCCCUUGCUGCUGUGCUAGAAUCUCCUGAGUGCAUCCCUAACGGGUCACCUGGUGUGGCCCUAAUCCAAAUCUUGGCACGCUGUGGUGAAGGUCUAUUAUCUAAUGUGCUUUAUGCUUUACUUGGUGUAUCAGCCUUGUCAAGGGUCCAUAAAUCUGCCACAAUAUUGCAACAACUGGCGGCAUUGUGCAGUUUCAGUGAGGGAACGACAUGGAAGGCUAUCCUUAGUUGGAAUUCUCUUUGUGGGUGGCUACAAUCGACGGUGAAAUCUUUGCCUUCUGAGUAUCUAAAGCAAGGGGAGGCUGAAAUAAUAGUUCCAUCGUGGCUCAAGGUGCUUCAGGAUGCAGGCUCAGACUAUCUUCACAGCAGGACUGGUGAUAAUAUAAGAAGCCAUCAAGGUUACAUGCAAGGGAAGGGUGGUAGAACUCUUAAACGUAUAAUCAGAGAUUUCGCAGAAAGCCACCGGAAUGUUCCAAUCCCCAGUCCUACAUGAUAUGGAUGUGUCACGAGUCUUGCACUCUUUACUGAUUUGAGGAUGUCCAGUCCCUCCAGUAGCUUGGAGUCUGACUCUAGAGAGGGGGUCCUUGUGGAACUGAUGUCCGUCCCGUCUCUGCUGGCAUGCUACAUGUUGGUUCCAUCUAUAGUUCAGCAAGAGGAAGAGGCUAUUUGAUUGUUCCGGACAUCUGGUUCGGACUUGGAGAGUCUUCUCUGUAUAGCAAGGAAGUCGCACCAUUGUUCUGCUGACUAAUUGGGGGUUGAAUGCAAAGUCUGAAGCCGCAUGUCAUGGUUCGAGAUCCAAUUUUGUUUUGAUAGACAUACUGUGAAAUUCAUUGUGCCGGUAAGCUAUAUGAAGACAAAAUGGGGGGAUGGAAUGCAACCUGUACAUACCAUUCUUUGCUGGUUGGGGCAGGCGAUGUACGAACAUUCAUAUGCAGCAGUGUUACUGCUCGAAUCUGGAGUUAAACAUGGGCAGUAAUGCUAGGCAUUUAUCAAACUUCUAUCAUGUCAGUCGAAACUUUGAACAAGUGUACAUAAUCAAAUAUAUUAUCAGAUAUCAUAAUUUUAUGGCAUGACUAUUAUGUUA